AUGGGCCAAAGUCUCGAUGUGCUGAAGACGUGCGAUGGAAGUGACGGACAUGACGCGAAGCCAGGCUCGGCGACGAGCGCCAACAGAGGCUCUGCUAUGUGGGACGACGAUGUUGUGGUCAAUUGUGCUGCCCUAGAGGAGGGUGUGAAAAGCGUCGUGGCAUCAGCGAACCGCGGUGGAGCUCGAAUCAGUGAUGAGGUCUUGCUGAACCAUGAGCUUCUGCAAUAUGCUCGCCAGGGAAACCUACGUGGUGUCAGCGAAGCUCUGGACAAGGGCGCGUGGACAGAAACGCGUCGGCCGUUGGUCAUGAAGCCGCAGAAGCCCGAUGCCGGAAAGAAAGGGCACGGCGAAGAUCCUGCAGUGGUUGGAAUGACACCCAUAAUGUUUGCUGCCCAGAAAGGUUCAGUGGACUGUGUCAAGAGAUUACUGCAAGCUCGCGCUGAAGUAAAUGCGGUUGAAGAGGACGGUUGGAGUGCCCUGCACUUCGCGUCCAAGGAGGGUCACUUGCAAGUCUGUCAGGAGCUGCUGGAGUGCAAAGCAGAUCCAGCGCUCGCAAACAUUGAUGACCAGCGGCCUCUAGACGUCGCAGAUGAGGAGAUGUCCUUUAAGGAGAAGUUCAAGUUGAUAUGCAAGGAUUUGCCUGCUUGA
This is a messenger RNA of Symbiodinium natans, 648 nucleotides long. The record is from the annotation of a GenBank genome assembly. NCBI's taxonomy places the organism in Eukaryota, Dinophyceae, Suessiales, Symbiodiniaceae.